This is a messenger RNA of Pollicipes pollicipes, 3497 nucleotides long. Its product is annotated as NADPH-dependent diflavin oxidoreductase 1. Gene Ontology annotation, cellular component: cytosol. The coding region runs from base 98 to 1930 and encodes 610 amino acids. NCBI's taxonomy places the organism in Eukaryota, Metazoa, Arthropoda, Thecostraca, Pollicipedomorpha, Pollicipedidae. The record is from RefSeq and is a predicted model, not a curated record. Gene Ontology annotation, molecular function: NADPH-hemoprotein reductase activity; flavin adenine dinucleotide binding; FMN binding. The transcript has 6 exons.
AAUUUUGGCUACAUUUCUUCAGGAUUUGAGAAUGCAAUGAUAAGUGGAAAAGUGAAACUGCAAGAAGAAGUCCUGAGGUAUUUUUGGGAGUGUGCAGAUGGAGCUGGGCACCAGUGAGAAAGAGGCUACUGGCCAGGUGCCAGAGACCCGCGGCCGUCUGGUGGUGCUCUAUGGUAGCCAAACAGGCACAGCUGAAGAUCUGGCCGAGCGCAUUGGACGCGAGGCAAAACGCCUGUUGUUCGAGUGCGAGGUAUGCGCCCUGGACGAGUACCGCACGCCGGCGCUGCUGCACGAGCGGCUGGCGCUCUUCGUCGUAGCCACCACCGGCCAGGGCGACGUGCCCGACAACAUGGCCUCCACCUGGCGCCUGCUGCUGCGCAAGAGCCUGCCGGCCGACUCUCUGCGCGCGCUGCGCUUCGGCGUGGUGGCACUGGGCGACUCGUCCUACGCCAAGUUCAACUUCGUCGGCAAGCGGCUGCACCGGCGGCUUCUGCAGCUGGGCGCGGCGCCACUGCUGGCGCCGGCGCUCGGCGACGACCAGCACGACCUGGGGCCGGACGCUGCCGUCGACCCGUGGCUGACGCAGCUCUGGCGCCAGCUAGACGCGCUCUGCCCGCUGCCGGCGGGGCGGCAGCCGCUGCCGGCCGACCGCCGGCCCGCGCCGCGCUUCACGGUCACGCACGUGGACGAGAACGGUGGUGAGCACGAGGCUCUGAAUGGCGUGGCGCCGGAGGAGGAGGAGGAGGAGGAGAAGGGGGAGGCGGCGACGGCUGACGGCCUGUUCGUGGGUCGGGUCCGCUGGAACCGGCGCGUCACGCCCGAGGACCACUUCCAGGAGGUGCGCCUCAUCAGCCUGGACGUGGCCGGCUCGGGCGCCACCUACCGGCCGGGCGACGUGGUCACCGUCCAGCCGGAGAACCUGCCGGAGGAGGUGGACCAGCUGCUGGCGCUGCUGGAGUGGCCGCCGGACCGGCUGGUGCUGGUGGACGGGCCGCGCGCGCCGCGCCUGCCGCGCCCCUGCUCGCUGCGGCACCUGGCCACGCACCUGCUCGACAUCCACGCCGUGCCGCGCCGCUCUUUCUUCGAGCUGCUGGCGCACUUCGCCGCAAAUGAGAUGGAGCGCGAGAAAUUCGCCGAAUUCGCCUCGGCCGCCGGCCAGCAGGAGCUGUUCGACUACUGCAACCGGCCGCGGCGCACGGCGCUCGAGGUCCUGGCCGACUUCCCGGCCACGGCGCGCCGGCUGCCGCUGGAGUACCUGCUGGACAUGGUGCCGGCCGUCCGGCCGCGUUCCUUCAGCAUCGCCUCCUCGCAGAAGGUCUGCCCGGAUGAGAUCCAGAUUCUGGUGGCUGUGGUGCGGUACAGGAGCCGGCUUGCCAGCCCCCGCGUGGGGCUGUGCUCCACCUGGCUGUCCCGCCUGACGCCCGGUCAGCCGGUCACUCUGGCCGUCAAGCCGGGCACGCUGCGCUUCCCCCAGGAGCCGGAGCGGCCGGUGCUGAUGAUCGGACCGGGCACGGGCGUGGCGCCGUUCCACAGCUACAUCAGCGAGCAGGCGACGUCCGACCGGCCGCGGCCGCUCUGCCUCUUCUUCGGCUGUCGCCACCGGGCGGCCGACCUCUUCUUCGGCGACGAGUGGCGUCGUCUGGUGGACGCCGGUCGGCUUCAGCUGCACUGCGCCUUCUCUCGUGACCAGGAGGACAAAGUGUACGUGCAGCACCGGCUGCGACAGCAGGCGGCGCUGGUGUGGCGGCUGGUGGACGCAGGUGGCGCCACCGUCUGCGUGGCGGGCAGCGCUCGCCGCAUGCCGCAGGACGUGGCCGAGGCGCUGGUCGACGUGUUCAGGGAGCAGGGCGGACUGACGACCGAGCAGGCGGAGGCGUACCUGCAGCGGCUAGAGCGCGAGGGACGCUACCAGACCGAGACCUGGUCCUGAGGGACCAGCGGCGGCGGCAGCGGGGGCCAUGACUGGUCGACGCUCUGCAUGCUGGGCGGCGCAGAACUGCGCGCCGCCCGCUAGUAGUGAAAUAUGGCUAUCCGCGGGGCCAACCCUGCGUUCGUCCUUUACCAACUGUGCACGAAUACACGCAGAACGGCGUAGACUGUAGAGCUGUUCGCAGAGACGUUGGUGUCGGCCCAGCUGAGUAUCCCAAGUAAUAACGGUGCGACCGAGGUAGUGAUUUGUUCAGUAGCUCAGUGAUUCUCUGAAUCCGUGUCGCACUCUGUGCCCAUUCGGUGCUGCUGGGCGCUCUUAGCACGAUGUGCGUGACGGGAAUGUAUAUUACAUGCACAACCACCGCUGCUUCUUUGAAUUGUAGUUGCAUGAUCUUUGACGAUCUUUUUAGCACCGCACCGCAUGUGAUUUCACGCAGUAUUUUUUCUUUUAUUCUUUUGAAUCUACGAAUUAAAUAUGGUAACGAAAAAAUGGCAGCUGCGUGGCCUUUGGCUAUGAAUUAGCAUUGUUCUACAUAGGAUUUCCCCGCAGUUAAUUUGUAUGUUAAGAUUUACCCCGUACGUUUACUUGAUUGACUCCUGGUACCAGCACCCGCCCCAAGCAGCGCUGUUGCGUGAGGACCGAACCUGCCAUCCGAUCGUGAAAUUCUGGGUCAAAGACAAUUCGGCGGCGAAAGCUUAACGCAUAGCAAUGAUCGGCACGUGCGUGCGCCCUGCGUUCCAAUGUCACGUGACCAUGAACGCGACCGUCGGCACCAUCCGCAGGCCAUCCUGGUCAGGGAUAACCAGCGAGUGCCUGAGCGAAUUUAGUCCUAUCACCGCCACGGAUUGGUAAAUUGAUGGGCAGGCUCUCUAAUUGACUGAACUAUCGGGACGGGCAGGAUUUUGCUUGCAUUGCGGAAUUGCAUUGCGGCUGUGUAAAAAGUGAGACCAAAGGUAAUUUGAACUAUGGUCUCACUUUUUGUGGACUUCACGGGUGUUGUGUACGAACGUUGUCAAGCAGGGUGGAAUGCAGGCCGUGUCAUAUCCCCCAGCUCUGGAUAGUAGCGCGGCCGCACUUCUGCUCCUCUGCAGUUCACAGUCAGGGCAGGCGGAAAAUUUAUCCGGAACGGGGCACGAUCCAAACAGUUCACGAACUUGUGGGCUACACCUUAAGGUGCCACGAAAGUUGCUGACAUACACAUUCAGCAAUAUGGAGGCGUGGAUGGCCUCAGAUAGGAAUGAGGAGCUGUGCUAAUGAAGGUUAAAAGGGAGGCACCAGGAAUCUCCGCAUUGACGACUGCUUGGGGCCUUCGCCCCGAGGCUAUGCAAUUGGAGAGACGAAUCAAACGGGACACUGUGUGCUCCUCGAUCACAGCGUUGCUAUUACUCACAUGGAUUGGAUCCCAGAUACUGGACUUGCCCCCCACCCCUUCUGGCAGAACAAUAUGAAGAUUUCCAAAUCGUCGGUUACGAUACAGGCUUGAAAUCGUGACGGCGCCACACUCUUAGCGGUGACGGGGACGGCAGCAGGCUCUUGACGGUGACGGGGACGGCGCUAGGCUCUUGAC